AUGGUUAAGUUUCAAUUAAAGACAAAUGAAGUUUUUUGGCUGAAUGCUGUGAAGACAAAUGAAGUUUUGAUGGAGGAGAUCACAGAGCGUGACGAAGGUGCUCUCAAGUAUUUUAAAGAUAUCAAUUGGUGCAGGAUUGAAGAGCUCAAGGGGCUCGAGCUUCAAGUCUUUGUUUUAGGAUAUGAUUCUUUAGCUUCAUAUUGUGUAUGUGCAAAGAGAUUUGAUUCUUGUUUUAUUGUUCUGGUGUUUGUGGUGUGGAAAUUCUUAUUGCUGACUAUUUGUACUUCUCAAAUAUCGACCUUAGCUGCUCCUACAGCUCUUCAGAAGCUAAGAGAGAACUUUCCUAGGCUUCAUGUGUACACUGGGACAAUCGACCCCACAGUAAAUGAGAAGAGGUUUAUAAUUCCUAGAUUUGGAGAUGCAGGAGACCGUAGAUUUGGAACAUAA
Molecule: messenger RNA, 447 nt
Organism: Papaver somniferum (opium poppy)
Lineage: Eukaryota; Viridiplantae; Streptophyta; Magnoliopsida; Ranunculales; Papaveraceae
Exons: 6
Coding region: 1-447 (148 amino acids)
Biological process (GO): nucleosome assembly
Cellular component (GO): nucleus
Source: RefSeq, a predicted model, not a curated record